Messenger RNA from Vombatus ursinus (common wombat), 4716 nucleotides. RefSeq names its product adaptor related protein complex 2 subunit alpha 2 (gene AP2A2). Gene Ontology annotation, cellular component: AP-2 adaptor complex; membrane coat. Gene Ontology annotation, biological process: intracellular protein transport; clathrin-dependent endocytosis. The coding region runs from base 1 to 3318 and encodes 1105 amino acids. Lineage: Eukaryota; Metazoa; Chordata; Mammalia; Diprotodontia; Vombatidae. The transcript has 25 exons. Gene Ontology annotation, molecular function: clathrin-cargo adaptor activity. The record is from RefSeq and is a predicted model, not a curated record.
AUGGGCCUCUCCCACGAAAGUUGGCCGUCUCAUCUGCCGUCAGCCUUCACUGCUGGCUCUCCCUUCCUUCUUUCUUCAGCUCAUCCAUGUGGUGUGCCCUCCUGGCUGGCCUCCUUUGGACGUGGUCCUUGCUUUCAGCCAGUACUGCUCUGCCAGGGGACUCAGGAGACUUUGUCAAAUGCGUUGCUGAAACCCGAGGAAGAGAUUGAAGGGAGCAGUGGAAAUACAGAACCCUUUUCACUGGGGUCCCUGAGGAAUGGCCACCUGGGCAUUUGUGCAGCUCUUCCAGGCUCAGGGGGUGGGGAGGCCGGUCUACUGCCUGCGCUCCCUCGACACCCCACACAUCACAUCUCUGUGCCCUUCUUUUGGGGUGCUCCCAUUGCAAGGAGCCUGGCCUCCAGAAAGGAUCUGACCACCUUGGGGGAGAAGGGUGUGGCCUCAGGGGUCAGGAGAGCUCGAGGACUUUGUCCAAGGCCAGGACAAGGUCUGCUAAAGGCAACACUUGGUUUCUGUUCUUUUUCAGGCAAGAGUAAGGAGGCGGAGAUCAAAAGGAUAAACAAAGAACUGGCCAAUAUCCGAUCGAAAUUCAAAGGCGACAAGGCGCUCGAUGGCUACAGCAAGAAGAAGUACGUGUGCAAGUUGCUCUUCAUCUUCCUCCUGGGCCACGACAUCGACUUUGGCCACAUGGAAGCCGUGAACCUGCUGAGCUCCAAUCGCUACACGGAGAAGCAGAUUGGCUACCUUUUCAUCUCUGUCCUAGUGAACUCCAACAGUGAGCUGAUCCGCUUGAUCAAUAAUGCUAUCAAGAAUGACCUGGCAAGCCGGAACCCCACCUUCAUGGGGCUGGCUCUGCACUGCAUCGCCAAUGUGGGCAGCCGGGAGAUGGCCGAAGCCUUUGCUGGAGAAAUCCCCAAGAUCCUGGUGGCCGGAGAUACCAUGGACAGCGUCAAGCAGAGCGCGGCCUUGUGUCUGCUACGCUUGUACAGGACGUCCCCGGACCUCGUGCCGAUGGGUGAUUGGACCUCCCGGGUGGUGCAUCUCCUCAAUGACCAGCACUUGGGUGUGGUAACUGCCGCUACCAGCCUGAUCACCACACUAGCGCAGAAGAACCCAGAAGAGUUCAAGACCUCUGUUUCCUUAGCGGUUUCCAGAUUAAGCAGAAUCGUGACGUCCGCCUCGACGGACCUCCAGGACUACACUUACUAUUUUGUGCCAGCUCCCUGGCUGUCAGUGAAGCUUCUGCGGCUGCUACAGUGCUACCCACCCCCAGAAGACCCUGCAGUGCGGGGCCGCCUCACUGAAUGUCUCGAGACGAUCCUGAACAAAGCCCAGGAGCCCCCCAAGUCCAAGAAGGUGCAGCAUUCGAACGCCAAGAACGCCGUGCUCUUUGAGGCCAUCAGCCUCAUCAUCCACCAUGACAGUGAACCCAAUUUGCUCGUCCGUGCCUGUAACCAGCUGGGUCAGUUCUUACAGCACAGAGAGACGAAUCUCCGGUACCUGGCGCUGGAAAGCAUGUGCACCCUAGCCAGCUCAGAGUUCUCCCACGAGGCUGUGAAAACCCACAUAGAGACGGUCAUCAACGCCUUGAAGACGGAGAGGGAUGUGAGUGUGCGGCAGAGAGCGGUGGACCUCCUCUACGCCAUGUGUGACCGCAGCAACGCCCAGCAGAUCGUUGCCGAGAUGCUCAAUUACCUGGAGACGGCCGACUACUCCAUCAGGGAAGAGAUUGUCCUGAAGGUGGCCAUCUUGGCCGAGAAGUACGCCGUGGACUACACCUGGUACGUGGACACCAUCUUGAACCUGAUUCGAAUUGCCGGGGAUUAUGUCAGCGAGGAGGUGUGGUACCGCGUCAUUCAGAUCGUGAUCAACCGGGAUGAUGUGCAGGGCUACGCGGCCAAGACCGUGUUUGAGGCUCUUCAGGCCCCGGCUUGCCAUGAGAAUUUGGUCAAAGUUGGCGGCUAUAUCUUGGGGGAGUUUGGAAACUUGAUCGCGGGUGACCCGAGGUCCAGCCCCCUCAUCCAGUUUAACCUGCUGCACUCCAAGUUCCAUCUGUGCAGCGUGCCCACGCGCGCCCUGCUCCUGUCCACCUACAUCAAGUUCGUGAAUCUCUUUCCUGAGAUCAAGACGACGAUUCAGGACGUCCUGCGCAGUGACAGCCAGCUCAAGAAUGCCGACGUGGAGUUGCAGCAGAGGGCCGUGGAGUACCUGAGGUUGAGCACCAUUGCCAGCACGGACAUCCUGGCCACGGUGCUGGAGGAGAUGCCUCCGUUCCCAGAGCGGGAGUCGUCCAUCCUAGCCAAGCUGAAGAAGAAGAAAGGCCCCAGCACGGUCACGGACCUGGAGGAAACCAAGAAAGAGAGGAGUGCGGACAUGAACGGGGGCGCCGAGCCAGCGCCGGGCAAUGCCAGCACUGUGUCCACUCCUUCUCCAUCUGCGGACCUCCUGGGUCUGGGCACUGGCCCCCCGACCAACGCAGCACCCCCUCCAUCCUCCAGUGGCAGCUUGCUGGUGGACGUGUUUUCAGAGCCUGCCUCGGCAGUGACCCAGCUCGCUCCUGGCUCACAAGAGAACUUUGCAAGGUUCGUCUGUAAGAACAACGGGGUGCUGUUUGAGAACCAGCUGCUGCAGAUCGGCCUGAAGUCGGAAUUCCGCCAGAACUUGGGUCGCAUGUUUAUAUUUUAUGGUAACAAGACUUCCACGCAAUUCUUAACCUUUACCCCGACACUAAUCUGUUCCGAUGACCUUCAGGCCAAUAUCCUUGCCUGUUGCCUCCCCGGUCACCGUCGCCUAGCUUCAGGCUCCUGGGAGACCAAGCCAGUGGACCCGACUGUGGAUGGGGGUGCACAGGUGCAACAGGUGGUGAACAUCGAAUGCAUCUCCGACUUCACUGAGGCGCCCGUCCUCAACAUUCAGUUUAGGUAUGGGGGAACCUUUCAGAAUGUGUCAGUCAAACUGCCCAUCACACUCAACAAGUUUUUCCAGCCCACGGAAAUGGCUUCCCAGGAUUUCUUCCAGCGCUGGAAACAGCUGAGCAAUCCCCAGCAGGAGGUGCAGAACAUCUUCAAGGCCAAGCACCCGAUGGAUCCAGAGAUCACCAAGGCCAAGAUCAUCGGCUUCGGUUCCGCUCUCUUGGAGGAGGUGGACCCUAACCCGGCCAACUUUGUGGGGGCUGGCAUCAUCCACACCAGGACGGCACAGAUCGGGUGCUUGCUGCGCCUGGAGCCCAACCUGCAGGCCCAGAUGUACCGGCUCACCCUUCGGACGAGCAAGGAGACCGUGUCCCAGCGUUUGUGUGACCUGCUGUCGGAGCAGUUUUAACGAACGGGGACGCGGAAUCAGUGCAGUUUGUGCGUGUUUUCCUCCUCAUUGUCUCCAUUAUCCCCCUGCAAAUAAACAUACCUUGUACCCCAGUGUCUGAAUAUUGCCGUGUGCCCGAGGACUCCCCCCACCCGCGGUCCGUCUAGCAGAUGGAGCGCAGAUGCGCGGUGUCGGAAGGGACUCGGCCCCCGUGCCAGCGGGACAGACGCUGUCCGAGACGAAUCUUCGCUUGCGUCUGCCGGGAGCGGAGGCUGCGGAGGAGGAGAGGCUUGGCCAUGAACAAGAACACUGAGCGUUUUCAGGGCGAUGGGGGUCAGGGUCUGAGCGCGGGGGACGGGGCAGUAACCACCCUCACCGCCGCAGCUGCUCGAUGGGGUGGCUCGUCCGGGGGCUUCUCUGCCACUUUUGUCUCGUCCGCCUGCCCGCCGCCAGGGUCCCAGGCAGCCCCGGGGCAUCUGCAGCGACCUCCUCGGGUCGCUAGCUUUUACAGCACGCAUGUAGGCAUGAGCUGGGCAAGGGUCAGCCUUCAGGAUCUCGUGGUUUCUCUGACUCCUUGGAGGAGAGGAGCCAUGGUUUGAGGCCACACAGAUGGGUGAGGCACCUGAUGGGCAAGCAGGUGCCCCUGUGUUAACCCUCAAAACGUGCCAUUCUCAGAAUCGUUAAGGGAAAUGGAGACACUUAGCCAGUGUGGUCCCCGGCUGUCCUUUGGGAGGGCGAUGGGCCUGGGGCGCUGGGAUGGGGCCGUAGCACCCAGAUUGGUGGGUUACUGCAAGCUGAGGACAGAGGGCCAGGUCCUGGGGCUGGGCAGCAGCGGGAGGCCCUUUCGUGCCCAUGCUCACACUGUGCAGCCCGAACAUGGGCUAAACCGUGGCCCAGACCCCGAGCAGACCCCGGCGUCCUCUCGUGCUCACCUGGCUUUGGUUUGUGUGGUUGGAGACUGGAUGCAGAAGGGAGGAAGGCUGAGGGUGGGCUGGGGCCGAAUGUCCCAAAGCGUGACCCCGCUUCCUUCCCGUGGACCCCCACCCCAACCGCAGGCGUCUGAACCCACAGAAGCUUUGUGUUGUGGUGCCGUGCCUCAGCCUUGCCGGAGUGAUGUGCCCUGUCCUUGAGCUCGUGGAAAUAGUAUUAUUGUUCAAAGUGCAGUAUUUAGGCAUCACCGUGUGAAAGGCACCGAGUGCUCUGCAGGACCCACCUUGUGCUGGCUGCCGCGGGGUGGCUUCUGCCAGGUGGACAUACCUAGCGUGGACAGUGACCAGCUCAGCCUAGUGUCUCUGCCCUCACCCCUUCCCCCCAGCACCUCCUUUACCCUCAGGACUCUCAUUAUGACAUUUUGAAAACCCGUGAAUUCGUCAGAAAAGUGUGUUAUCUUUUAAAAGAGAAAUAAAUGGCUAGAACAGA